Zootoca vivipara (common lizard) is the source of this 7547-nucleotide messenger RNA. The record is from RefSeq and is a predicted model, not a curated record. NCBI's taxonomy places the organism in Eukaryota, Metazoa, Chordata, Lepidosauria, Squamata, Lacertidae.
ACGCGGGAAGGAAGGAAGGCGGGGAAAACGCUCCAAGUGCUGAGAGGCCGCGCCGUGCGAUGCUGAGGGGAAAUCGCCUGAGGAAUACAGAGACUGCACUCACCUUAUAGCCAAGAGGCCUUGCAAGAGUGAAAAGUUCUUAGCAGCAUGUGCAGCAGGUAUGUAUAGUAUGCUGUUCCUUUGCAGACGGUUCGGAAACUUCAGCUGGUGCAGAAUUUGGCAGUCAAGUUGCUCAAUAGGGCAAGAUAAUUUGAGCAUACAGUACUGUAUUACAGUGAUCCUGGACUGACUGCACUGGUUGCCAAUUAGUUUCCGAGCCCAAUUCAAAGUACUGGUUUUUACCUAUGAAGCCUCAAAUGGCCCAGGACCGCAAUACCGUAAGGACUGUAAUUUCCCAUAUGAGCUGACCCUGUGAUCAUAAUCUGAAGCCCUUCUUUGUGUGCCUCAUCCAUUAAAGUUCUGGAGGAUGGCAACACGAGAACACCUUUUCUGUGGUGGCUCCCUGUUUGUGGAAUGCUCUCUCCCCCGGGAUGCUUGCCUGGCACCUUCAUUAGGUGACAAGUAAAAGCAUUUCUCUAUAACCAGGUCUUUUGACUGAUUAACAUUUUUUGGCCUUUUAAGUGUGUUUAUUAUGCUGGAUUAGUGUUUGCCAUUGUUGACUUUAAUAACAUUUUAAAAUAAUAGUGUGUUGAAAUGGUUAGGAUAUUUUUAAUGGUUUUAAAUUAUAUUUAAUUGGUAACAUUUUGAUAUAUAGUCUAUAGAGUGCUUUUGGAAGAAUAUUUUCUUUUAAACUGUAUACAAGUUUGUUAAAUAAUAAUACCUAUACUCAGAUUAAACAUUUUAAAAUUGUAACCAUUAACUAUUGAUGGUGCACUGAGUAUAAACACAAUCAAUUUAUCAAAUUAGUUACCUUAAAACUUUAAUGCUUAAGAUUUUUUAAAAGGCCAUUCUAAUCUGUUACAUGCUUUCUCUUGGGGUAUGAUUGUUGGGGGCUGUUGUUGCUGUUGGUUUUUUUGUAUCUGUGUUCUAGAUCUUGUUGCGAUUUAUGUAGAUUUCUUUCAGUUUGGUUGCGUUUUAUUUAUGGUUUAUGACUACCGGUACUUACAGGUACUUAGCAUUUUUUUCAUGUUGUAAGCUGCCUUGAUCAUGGUUUGAACUGUGGAUCGGUGGCAUACAAAUAAAAUGAUGCAUAUGUGUGUACAUAAUUAUAGUUGGUUUUGUUUUAUAUCUUCUGUGACCUUAAAAAUCCUGCAGAUACUAAUUAUUAGUGAGCACUUUGGGUAUUGUACCUAUUUAACAAGGUUUUCAUUUCAUUUCUUGCAUAUCACCAUAAAUUUUCCAACAAUAACUUCUCUUUAGCUUUCAUAGUUGCGGUAAUUCUCAUUGAUCGUUUAACAUUUUUUUUGCUAAUGACAAAGAUUUUGAUGAAUUUGAAAAUACCUUGAAAAUACCUCUUGAGAGACAACGGAGUAGCUGCUGUAACUAGAAACUUGUAACUGCUGCUUCCUGCAUUUGCUUUUGCUGCAUUAGCAGCACUGAAGUGACCUCUCCGGGGUGCAGGCCUUGGCAGUGUGUAUGGAGUUCCUGGGCUGUCUAGGCAACAAGAGCUGCCCCACUUAACCUCACUGAAAGGAAAGCAGAGCAAUACAUUUGGCACCAGCUUGGCUGCAGGAAUUAUCGGAAGGAGGCACAGAAGACUCCAUUUAACCAUCCUAGGGACUCCACUCCGGACUUGUGUAGGGUUUACUCCUUAGCCUUUUCCCCUCCCAAAUAUGUCCCGCAAGGCAGGGGGUAGACCAUGCAGGGAAUUUUAUUCCCAAACAUCUAAGAGGGCAUAGGGCUGGGUUAGGCUAUUCUAAUUUGGAACAGGGGGGGGGGGCGCUGUGGUCUAAACCACUGAGCCUCUUGGGCUUGCUGAUGAGAAGGUUGGCAGUUUGAAUCUGCACGACGGGUGAGCUCCUGUUGCUCUGUCCCAGCUUCUGCCAACCUAACAGUUUGAAAGCAUACCAGUGCAAGUAGAUAAAUAGGUGGCAGGAAGGUACACGGCGUUUCCAUGUGCUCUGGCUUCCGAGACAGUGUUCCGUUGCGCCAGAAGCGGUUUAGUCAUGCUGGUCACAUGACCCGGAAAGCUGUCUGUGGACCAGCGUCGGCUCUCUCGGCCUGAAAAGUCCAUUUGCCUUUUACUGGACUUAAGUGUCCAGGGGUCCUUUACCUUUUUAUGCUAUUCUAGAUCCCAACUGGAUUUUAAUUAAAACACCUAACGUGAUAAAAAUGGAAGGUAUCAAUAAGUUUAAAAUCACAAGUUUUCACAAAAAAAUAGCAACUCGUGCUCUCAGAGACCUGUGGAUACACAAAGUCCUCCUUUCAGCCUCCUCUUCAUGUGGGUGUGAACCCAGAGCUCUUAUUUGAACUGUGGCAUCUCAAGCUCCAUGAAAUGACUGCACCUUUUUCCUUGCUGGCCCUAAUGCCUGAAUUCGCCUUUCAGCAUGUCUCCAUUCAACCAUGUCACUUAUUUCCCUUAAGCCUCUCCUCAAUACUAACCUUUUCUGGAAAGCUUAUGGAUAAUCACCUAAUCCCUAUGGUAAAUAAAUCAAAGUACCCAUGCCUCUAUUUUCCCUUUCUUCCCCUGCUGUACUGUGUCGAUUUAGAUUGUAAACUCCUUGAGGUAGGGACCUAUUAUAACUGUUCUUUAUAAAGUGCCAUGCACACUGGACUAUAAAGGUCAAUUAUUAUUUAUAUCUUUUUCUUGUGUCAACAUCAAUAAUACAGAAAACGCUUCUGUCCUAGAAUGUUAACCCCCUACAAACUUAUUACGAAUGCGCACUAGUGGAAGCUACCCAAAGGAAACUUGUGACUGAUGUUUUUCGUACAAAAUCUGAGUGUUUCAGGUAGCGUGCCUUUGUGAUGGGGAACCUUUUCACCAAGAAAUAUUAUUACGGGGUAAUGGUUCCUAAACAAAGAGGCUGAGAAUACCUUUCCCCUCCCCUUCCCUUUCCAUCAGAUGACUGCUGGCAUGCAAAGCUAGCACCUAUAGAAGUACCAUCUGGUAAAACGUUGCCUUGCAAUGGCACAAUCUGCUCUGCUCGGCUGUAAAAUUGAUUAGGAUCACAGUUUUAGCUGCUUCACUAUGAAAUAUGCUGUAGUUAGUUUUUAUGUAAAGCGUAUGGUGCUGCUGUUACUGAUUUGAACCCUGAAAGAAUGGGAAAAUAAGGUUUGGGCAAAGGAGGAAAGGGGACAAUACCAUCAAAAUCACAUUUAAGUUAGCAUGUUGAGUACAUGAUGUGCUAAUAGAAGAGAAAUCAAUUUUGGAGGUGGAAGCUGCUGGUAUAAAAUAAUUCUCUCUAAAAUUUAAUGUUUGACUGAGGUUAUAGGGGCCUCCAGAAUUAGGGUGGGCAUGGCUACUGUAUAGUUAAACUUUACAGAGUAUGCUAGCUGGUGGAUGUGUGAUAUUUAUGGUUCACAUUUUGAAGAUGAAAAGUUGCAGAAGUAUGAGUGUCUAUCGGCUAUAUUUUUCUUUUAGAGCACAUGCUGACAGAAUAUAGAAUAAUAUAUCUGAAAUAUGCUAAUGCAGAAUAAAGGGGGGGGUUUCUUGAAGAAAGAAUCCAUGUGUAGGAAUGGGCAAGCAUUUAUUCUCCUGCUUGCAGUCCUUUGCAAAAAAUCUGUUGAUUUUUCAAAGCAUUUCCCCACCGCCACACCAAAAAGAAUGCUUAGUGUUUUGAAAGCGUGAUUAAGGCUACAGUACUAUACAUAUACACUUGGAAGUAAAUAUAUUUUUGAGAAUAUAUUAUGCAUAGAAACUAGUGUAUAAGCAUGAAAUGUUAAUUAAUACAAAGUUGUUCAAAAUGAAUAGACACAUUUUUAAUUUAAAAAAACCUAACGAAUUCUUACAAAAAAAAAAAUAGGAUCACUGUUUUUAAUGAAAAUGUGCCAAAACAUUUUAACAUUAUAGAAAAGGUCAGCUACUACAGUAAAAAAUUACAUUAAGAUCCCCAUUUUUCUGCCCUAACAGCAGUUGUUACUAAUUUUUAUAUUUGAUCUUCAUUUGAUUGCCAUUUGUCUGCAGGAAAAAAAUUCUUUUGUGCAUGACAGUUCAUUUGCUUUCCAGGAAAGUGGAUACUAACCAAGGACUACAUAAUUAAUAGUGCCGAAAAUGGCAGAUGGCUUGAUGAAACAACUUACGAAUGGGGAUAUAAAAUCGAAAAAGUCUCCCAUUAUUCACCUCAAAUGCAAUCUGCACCUAAAAGAUGGCGCGAAGAGCUGAUACGCUCUGGUGCUGCAGGGGCCUUUCACAGAUGGAAAGUUCUCCUCCUUGUUAUCAAUGGUGAUAAACUAAAGGAUUCUUUGAGAAGAGUUCUAGAAGCAGGAAAAGCCACAGUCCAUGCAGCAUUAAGUACACCAAAGGACAUUACUCAUGUGUUAACUAAUAAUCCAGCAUUAGUUCAAGAAGGAGAGAAGCAUCUCAUUGGUGUGCCAUACUGUCCAGUUGGCUAUUUAGAAAUUUAUCUCUUAGAGAAGGAAAUUAAAAGCGAUACUGAAAAAUACCAAGAGAACCAUCUUAAACCUGAACAGUCAAGACAGGUGAUGACUGGCAGGCAUCUUGUUGAAAUGAAAAAUGAACUUAUAAAGCAUAUAUAUUCUGAACAGGCUAUGCUAAGAAAAUAUACUCAGAUAGACCAAAUGACUGAGUGCAGAAAUGUGGUAAAAAAUACUCACUGUAUCAAUAUACUUGAACUAGUAGAUGACCACUUAUUUCCUAUUGCAAUCUCAGAAUUUUUAUCCGGAAAAGAUCUGAUUCCUCCUGCUAAACUUGUUCACUCUCUUCUAGAGCACAUACUUCAGGGAAAUUCAGACCAAUUACUUCCUGUUCAGUUCUUUCAUAUCAUGUAUGCUCUUCUUCAACACGACCCUCCUUGGAAAUCACCUUCUAUGUUAACAUACUACCUGGAAGUUCUUCAAUGUCCUGUUUGCAUGAGGGGAACCUGGCCUCUGUUAGAGAUGCUUGUGAGGUCUUGCCUUUACUGCAGUAAUAUUUGUCAUUCAGUCCCUGUUACAGAAACUACAGAUGAGGCAAGAAUGUUUCACAAAACACUGUUAAUGUUUCUUAUGAAUUUGUUCCAGGAUGAAGUAAUAGCAUUAACAAGAAGUUUGUAUGAAGACAAUUCACAGCAAGCACAAGUGAUGCCGCAAACUGUUCUUCUGGAAACAUUCUGGUUAGGAAGUGAAUCGGUGCUUUUCACAAAACGUAUAAACAUUCUAGUAGACUGGGUCAUAAAUUCCUAUAGAGAGAAGUACAAGACAGAUGAUAUCGUCAAGCAUGAAGUAGCUGACUUGUUGAACAGAAUUUUGGGAGUUGUGGUCGAAUACUGGAUUCUUUCAGGGUUCCUAAUAGACAAAAAUAUGUUACAUCCUGUAGCUGCUGAUCUUGCAUCUUAUAUUGCCAUUUCAUGUAAUGAUUUUUCACCGCAGGAAUUAAAAUCGUUCAUUUCUUCCAUAACAUCUCUGUGGCUUGAAAUGUUUGUUGCAGAAGCAGUUUUUAAAAACUUGCCAUUCCAAACCAAUGCUGUUGUUUCUACUGAAUUGCUGUCUCUCCAAAAAAUUGUUUGUUCCUAUCUGCCUGCUUUACAAGUUGGGUUGUGUGAGCCAAGGAUACACAAAGCAAAGAAAAGGAAAAUAGGGCAAUGGCCUUGCCCUAAGUCUCAAAGGGCAUUACUGGUGCUAAAUGGUGAUAAGCAGAACCAAGCCGAAGUGCUGCCCGAUGUACCUAUACAAGGCACUGGUAACUCUGCUUGUGUUCAAAAGAAAUUGGGAAACAAAGCUGAAGUUGAGAUGAUGCACAGCAAAGAUAACCAUCGUUUUUCAGCGAAGCAGGGGGCUGUUAACAAGGUUAAUGUUAAAGGAGAGACUGCCCUGCAUACUGCUUGCAAAAGGAACAAUGUGAAGCGAUUGAUUCAACUUCUCUCAUUUCCAGGAAUAGAUAUUAACAUUAAAGACUAUGCUGGCUGGACACCUUUGCAUGAAGCUUGUAACCAUGGAAACACUGUGUGUGUGGGUGAAAUUUUGCAACGUUGUCCAGAGGUAAACCUGUUCAGCCAAGUGGAUGGGGUGACUCCCUUGCAUGAUGCCCUGAAAAAUGGACAUGUGGAAAUUGCCAAGCUUCUACUUCAGCACGGGGGACCAGUUUUGCUACAGCAGAAAGAUUCAGAGGGGAACCUGCCGCUGGAUAUCAUAAAGUGUGAAACAACUAAGCAGCAACUUUUGCAUCUUGUUAAUCCAGAAGAGACAGUUGAGGAAUUCCAUGCACAAGUGGAAAGCAAUUUUCAUAAAACACAAACAGAAUUUUGGACAGUCUUAUAUUGCAAGAUGUUGCUAAACUUUUGUUCUGUAUAUAAGCUAUUUAAGCCUUUUUCUGUAGCCUUUAAAAAGCUAGCCUGCUCCAAACCGUUGCUGAUGACAGCUGAUUGUUGCAAGUUUAAUGCUAGCUCUAGCCAUUGGUUCAUAGAUCUUUAUUUCAGAGAGCUUGAAACCUUUCGACAUCUCCCAAUAUAUCUUCAUAAGAUGAUUGAGGAGCUUAAAAAGGGCACAGGUGAACAGCAGCAAGCUUUUGCAGCAGCACUACAGCAAAUUUCAGUGGAAAUCCAAAUGUCUAACUGUUAUUUGGCCAACUAGUUCCCAAACUAGGUCUGCUUGCCAAAAGCUGAUAGUCCACUGGGGUAACUAAUGUGAUAUCUCCCGAUGUCCUUGGACUCCAGCUCCCAUCAGCUCCAUCCAGCAUGACCAAUGAUAAGAGAUGAUGGGAGUUGUUGUCUUGGCAGCAUCUGGAGGGUACCUCAUUGUCUAAUCCUGGUCUACCAUGUUUAUCAUCUUCAACAUAUAAGUGUAAUACCCUUGCCUGGUUGACCUACUGAUCCCCGCAAGGGAACUAAGACUGCAUUUGCCGUAACACAAAACUGGCUUCCUACUACAAUGCGAACAAGCUGCACCAAGUAUCAGGUUUGCACACUUUCCUUUCCCAGAAGAGAAAACCAGAAUCGUUUGUUCCCAGUUUUGCACUAACCAGAUUUUCCCUUAAGCUGUUUGAACUCGGGAAACUUACUUGAUCCUGUCUUGUCCCCACUAAUUAAUUAAGCAAUCUGUUUUCUCAGAUGCUGGCUUGUCCUUACUUGGGCACUACAGCACAUUCUCAUCAGCUGUGAAAUGGCCCAUAGUCUCUUAAAAUUCGGGUGGGUGAGCUCCAGCAACGAUCAUAGCACCAACUUAGGGGAUCCUUUUACUCCAUCCUAUCAAGCAACACUUCAUUUUGUUGGCUACCUCAUUUUGUUCUCUGCAAUCCUGUAUAAUAUUUUUCUAAUAAUCACUAAUCCUGUAUAAUAUUUUUAUUAAUAAAAUUGUUUUUGUAAUGUGAUCAAUAUUUGAAUAGAAUACUGUAUACUUGGUUCAUUUACUUUUAGGAGGCAAUAUACCGUGUUUCUCAUAUUAUAAGACACGUCUUAUAUUUAUUUUUUCCUCAAAAAAACACACUAUGGCUUAUUUUCAAGGGAUGUCUUAUU